GGGGGUAUUGUGUAGGCGAGCGCCGAGCCGCGUUUGUCCUGCUCCAGGUGCCGGGCGAGCGAGCGCUGCUGGUUUGGGCGCCGGCCGGGGGGCUCGAGUGUCAGCGGCAGCAGUGGCCGGCCGCUCCGGUGGGAGGCCGAGGCACCACAGCGCGCGCCCGCUGGCCGCGAGAGCUGGCAGGGUCCGGUGUGCCGGCGGAGCACCAUGCACAGGGGCGCCCGGCGCCCUGACGACCCUUUCCGAGGAAAAGAGGCCGGGGCUGCGCUGGGGCGGCGGAGAGCAUGAGGGAGGCCGGCGGGCGGCUGAGCUCCGGGCGCUGCUAGGGAGCGGCGUGCGCUGCACACUCGCCGGGGCGCGGCGGAGGGCGUGGGGGAGCCGACCGCCGGGUGUUCGGAUCGCCGACGCGCACGCGAGGGGCCGGUGGCGACCCCGGCCCCGGCCGACAUGGGCAACGCCGGGAGCAUGGAUUCACAGCAGACCGAUUUCAGGGCGCACAACGUGCCUUUGAAGCUGCCGAUGCCCGAGCCGGGGGAACUGGAGGAGCGGUUUGCCAUCGUGCUGAAUGCUAUGAACCUACCUCCUGACAAAGCCAGGUUACUGCGGCAGUAUGACAAUGAGAAAAAAUGGGAAUUGAUUUGUGAUCAGGAACGAUUCCAAGUGAAGAAUCCUCCUCAUACAUACAUUCAGAAGCUCAAGGGCUACCUGGAUCCAGCUGUAACCAGGAAGAAAUUCAGAAGGCGUGUUCAAGAAUCUACACAAGUGUUGAGAGAACUGGAAAUAUCUUUAAGAACCAACCACAUUGGGUGGGUCAGAGAGUUUUUGAACGAAGAAAAUAAAGGUCUUGAUUUUCUAGUGGAGUAUCUGUCAUUUGCACAGUAUGCAGUAACUUUUGACUUUGAGAGUUUGGAGAGUACUGUGGAGAGUUCGGUGGACAAAUCAAAACCCUGGAGCAGGUCCAUCGAGGACUUGCACAGAGGGAGCAACCUGCCGUCACCUGUGGGCAACAGCAUGUCCCGCUCUGGAAGGCAUUCUGCACUGCGAUAUAAUACUUUGCCAAGCAGAAGAACACUGAAAAAUUCAAGAUUAGUGAGUAAGAAAGAUGAUGUUCAUGUCUGUAUCAUGUGUUUACGUGCCAUCAUGAAUUACCAGUAUGGUUUCAACAUGGUCAUGUCUCAUCCACAUGCUGUCAAUGAGAUUGCACUAAGCUUAAAUAACAAGAAUCCCAGAACAAAAGCCCUCGUCUUAGAAUUGUUGGCAGCCGUUUGUCUUGUCCGAGGGGGACAUGAAAUCAUUUUAUCAGCCUUUGAUAACUUCAAGGAGGUUUGUGGAGAGAAACAGCGCUUUGAGAAAUUGAUGGAACAUUUCAGGAAUGAAGACAAUAACAUAGAUUUUAUGGUGGCCUCAAUGCAGUUUAUUAAUAUUGUAGUUCAUUCCGUGGAAGACAUGAAUUUCAGAGUUCACCUCCAGUAUGAAUUUACCAAAUUAGGCCUGGAUGAAUACUUGGAUAAGCUGAAACAUACAGAGAGUGACAAGCUGCAGGUACAGAUUCAGGCUUACCUGGACAAUGUGUUUGAUGUAGGAGCUCUGCUGGAAGAUGCUGAAACCAAGAAUGCAGCAUUGGAGAGAGUGGAAGAACUUGAAGAGAACAUCUCUCAUCUAUCUGAGAAGCUGCAAGACACAGAGAAUGAAGCCAUGUCCAAGAUUGUGGAACUGGAGAAGCAGCUCAUGCAGAGGAACAAGGAGCUGGAUGUUGUCCGAGAAAUCUACAAAGAUGCAAAUACCCAAGUUCACACAUUAAGAAAAAUGGUCAAAGAAAAAGAAGAAGCCAUUCAGAGACAGUCUACCCUGGAAAAAAAGAUCCAAGAACUGGAAAAACAAGGGACCAUUAAAAUUCAGAAGAAAGGGGAUGGGGACAUCGCCAUUCUGCCAGUUGUGGCUUCUGGCACAUUGUCUGCAGGGUCCGAAGCGGGAGUGGGUAGUUGUGUGGGGCCAGUUAUGGGGGCCACUUCCUCAGGACCCUUGCCACCUCCUCCUCCACCACUACCUCCAUCAUUAGACACACCUGAAGCAGUGCAAAAUGGUCCUGUCACACCACCAAUGCCACCACCUCCCCCUCCCCCGCCUCCUCCCCCUCCUCCUCCACCCCCUCCACUCCCGGGUCCUGCAGCUGAGACUGUGCCAGCUCCGCCUUUGCCGCCACCCCCUCCUCCCUCCGCACCCCCGCUUCCAGGAACAUCUUCACCUACAGUGGUUUUCAACUCAGGAUUAGCAGCUGUGAAAAUUAAGAAGCCAAUCAAGACGAAGUUCAGAAUGCCGGUGUUUAACUGGGUUGCCCUGAAGCCCAAUCAGAUCAAUGGCACCGUCUUCAAUGAAAUUGAUGAUGAGCGAAUUCUGGAGGAUUUAAAUGUGGAUGAAUUUGAGGAAAUAUUCAAGACAAAAGCUCAAGGUCCUGCCAUCGAUCUGUCUUCAAGCAAACAGAAGAUACCACAGAAGGGAUCAAACAAAGUGACAUUGCUAGAAGCAAAUAGGGCCAAAAAUCUUGCAAUAACUUUAAGGAAAGCAGGAAAGACCGCUGAUGAGAUCUGUAAAGCUAUUCAUGUAUUUGACUUGAAGACGUUGCCUGUAGACUUUGUAGAAUGUUUAAUGAGGUUCUUGCCAACUGAGAACGAGGUGAAAGUGCUGCGGCUCUAUGAGCGGGAACGGAAGCCCCUAGAGAACUUGUCGGAUGAAGACCGGUUCAUGAUGCAGUUCAGUAAAAUUGAGAGGCUCAUGCAGAAGAUGACCAUCAUGGCCUUUAUUGGGAACUUCGCUGAGAGCAUCCAAAUGCUAACACCUCAACUGCAUGCGGUCAUAGCAGCAUCGGUGUCUAUCAAGUCAUCUCAGAAACUCAAGAAGAUCCUGGAGAUAAUCUUGGCACUUGGAAACUACAUGAACAGCAGUAAACGAGGAGCAGUUUAUGGAUUUAAACUUCAGAGUUUAGAUUUGCUCUUAGACACCAAGUCCACAGACCGGAAACAAACACUGUUGCACUACAUAUCGAAUGUUGUAAAAGAAAAAUAUCACCAGGUGUCCCUGUUUUACAAUGAGCUGCAUUAUGUAGAAAAAGCUGCUGCAGUCUCUCUCGAGAAUGUUUUACUGGAUGUCAAGGAGCUGCAGAGGGGCAUGGACUUGACCAAACGGGAGUACACGAUGCACGACCACAACACCCUGCUGAAGGAGUUCAUCCUCAACCAUGAGGGAAAGCUGAAGAAGCUGCAGGAUGAUGCCAAGAUUGCCCAGGAUGCCUUUGACGAUGUGGUUAAGUACUUUGGAGAGAACCCCAAGACAACACCACCCUCCGUCUUCUUCCCUGUCUUUGUUCGCUUUGUGAAAGCUUAUAAGCAAGCAGAGGAGGAAAAUGAGCUGAGGAAGAAGCAGGAACAAGCUCUCAUGGAGAAGCUCCUGGAGCAGGAAGCUCUGAUGGAACAACAGGACCCAAAGUCUCCUUCCCAUAAGUCAAAGAGGCAGCAACAAGAAUUGAUUGCAGAGUUAAGAAGGCGGCAAGUGAAAGAUAACAGACAUGUGUAUGAGGGAAAAGAUGGUGCCAUUGAAGACAUUAUCACAGCCUUAAAGAAGAAUAAUAUCACUAAAUUUCCAAAUGUUCACUCGAGGAUCUUAGAAACCAACCAUAUAGAAGAGCCGAUGCGGUGAGGAGAAGUGUCAGGCGGCGCUUUGAUGACCAAAACUUGCGUUCUGUUAAUGGUGCGGAAAUAAUGAUGUGACUCCCAGGAACCUGCCUACGUGAAGAGGGCGUGCAUGAAUGAAAACUGCCCACAUAAACUUUAUGUGCUAGUAUUUAACUGCAGCCUUGAACACGGAUAAAAUAUUUUUAAGGGCUCAGAUUUAGCAACCACAUAGAAAUAAUGAUGGGCUUUUCUUUCAAACCUUGUUAACAAGUGCCUAAAAAAUGGAAUACCUGCUCAGAUUAAUCAAAGCAAUAGGAUUUGAUUUGAUUAGGUAUGUUUUUUACACCAAUUAGUUUUUUUUUUAACCAAAAUGUAAAUUUUGUGUGAAAUUCAUUACCUGUCAUUUUGACUGCGCCAUGAUGGUCUACCCUGGUAUCCUGAUAAAUUUUAACAUGGUUGCAUUUGCUAUGGGCUUCCUUUGCUGAAACGUCUUUUAAGGAAUUUUGUGUUUCAGCUAUAUUCAUCCAGUUUUGUAUUUAUAAGGACUUACAAGUGUCAGACAAGUCACAUGAUGAACUACUUCUGUCCAUUACCUGAGCCCUGGCAAAGCGCAAAUGAGAUGCAAAUGCAGUAGCACAGAAGUUAGUCACUUAACUUUGUCUCUAGUGUCGCAUCUUCCUUCUGUGCUAGGGUAUGAUGGUAACCAAGAUGGUUACUGGGAUGAAUGCAAGGAUGUGAUGGCAUAAAAUGUCGUCUUGAGACUUAACUGCAGUACUGUGUUCUUCAGCUUAAGGCAGCUUUUUAAAAUAAUGCAAAUGUAUUUAUUAACUGGCACUAAUUUAACAUCUCAGUAUUAGGAUCUACCUAUAAUGGUCUUCAAAAAUCCUAAGAGUAGAAACUGGUGCCUUCCUA
Ochotona princeps (American pika) is the source of this 4577-nucleotide messenger RNA. It is a transcript of the gene FMNL2, whose product is annotated as formin like 2. The transcript has 27 exons. The record is from RefSeq and is a predicted model, not a curated record. Gene Ontology annotation, biological process: regulation of cell shape; cell migration; cortical actin cytoskeleton organization. Gene Ontology annotation, cellular component: cytosol. Lineage: Eukaryota; Metazoa; Chordata; Mammalia; Lagomorpha; Ochotonidae. The coding region runs from base 445 to 3690 and encodes 1081 amino acids. Gene Ontology annotation, molecular function: actin filament binding; small GTPase binding.